AUGCCAUCAUUCAAAGAGCGUUUUCGUCCUUCACGAAAACUUAAAAAAAGUAAAGAAACCAGUGCAUCGAGUGUCGAUGAAUCUUCUUUGUCGACCAGUGGAAUACCAACAAAUACUAGUACUGUAUCGACAUCAGGAUUUACCCUUCAAUCAUCAUUAUCUUCGCCAACAACGACAGCAGCUGCAGCCAACGGUGCAACAAUCGACGAACAUACCGGCUCAGCAGCCUUGUCUACGUAUCACAGUAACUAUUCAAUUGAUCACCAAGCAAAACAAGCAACAGCGACAACAGUCUACCGCCGCGAUCAACACCACCGUUCUUCUGUUCUAGCCUGCGACACCGUUCUAAUAAACAGUUUUUUCUGUGUCUGCCAUUGCUGCAUACAGUCAGUCAUGCAGGCGCUUAAAGAACGUAUAUCAUCGAAGUUAAGUGAAAAGUCGAAAUCAAAAGACAAAGAAGGAACUUCAUCGCUCAAAAGUAGUCAUUCGAUUGAUGGUAAACAUUCGUCUCUACAUGAUUCACAUCACCACGCAGCAUCAGCGUCAUCGUCAGCAUCAGCAUCUUCUAGUAAUGCUUCUAUCAAUGUUCAAUCAGCUGAAAGAGGUAUGGCAUUUAUAUCUUGUUUCGCGUCAAAACAGCAAAAACAGUUCAAGCUAUUAAUCAGUAAGAUGAAAGCAUUUUUAGUUAAAGCUAAAGAUGAAUUUCAAUCCAAAUAUGAUAAACCAAGCCAGAAUACCGCCAAACCUGAAGAUUUUGAUCGUAUUCGAACUCUUGGAACCGGUUCCUUUGGACGUGUUAUGCUUGUUAAACAUCAAGCAAGCGGUAGUUUCUAUGCAAUGAAAAUUCUCGAUAAACAAAAAGUUGUUAAAUUAAAACAAAUCGAACAUACACUUAAUGAAAAACGAAUCCUGCAAGCUAUUUCAUUUCCUUUCCUUGUUAAUUUGGAAUAUCACUUCAAAGACAAUUCAUAUCUGUAUAUGGUCUUGGAAUUCGUACCCGGUGGUGAAAUGUUCAGUCAUUUACGUAAAGUUGGUCGAUUCAGUGAACAACAUGCUCGAUUCUAUGCGGCACAAAUUGUCUUGACGUUCGAAUAUCUUCAUUACUUAGAUAUUCUUUAUCGCGAUCUUAAACCGGAAAAUUUAUUGAUCGAUGCUGAAGGUUACUUGAAAGUAACAGAUUUUGGUUUCGCGAAAAAAAUCAAAGGUCGAACGUGGACAUUGUGCGGUACACCAGAAUAUCUGGCACCUGAAAUUAUCUUGUCGAAAGGAUAUAAUAAAGCCGUGGAUUGGUGGGCGUUAGGUGUGUUAGCGUACGAAAUGUCAGCUGGUUAUCCACCAUUCUUCGCUGAUCAACCAAUCCAAAUCUAUGAGAAAAUAGUCUCCGGAAAAGUUCGUUUUCCAUCCCAUUUCAGUAGUGAUUUAAAAGAUAUCCUUCGUAAUCUUCUCCAAGUCGAUUUAACGAAACGUUAUGGCAAUCUGAAGAAUGGCGUAGAUGAUAUCAAAACACAUAAAUGGUUCGCAUCUACGGACUGGAUUGCUAUCUAUCAACGAAAAGUCGAACCACCAUUUAUACCGAAGACAAAAGGGCCCGGUGAUGCAAGCAAUUUUGAUGAUUACGAAGAAGAACCUCUUCGUAUUGCAACGACGGAAAAAUUUGGAAAAGAAUUUGAAGAAUUCUAA
Molecule: messenger RNA, 1680 nt
Organism: Adineta ricciae
Lineage: Eukaryota; Metazoa; Rotifera; Eurotatoria; Adinetida; Adinetidae
Source: the annotation of a GenBank genome assembly